AUGACAGUAAUCGAAUCGGAGGCUCAUCAAAGACGGAGGGAAAUUGCCGCUUCUUUAGCAAAAGAAGAAGCGACCCUCAAGGCGAUCGAAGAGUCAUUGGUCGCAGCUGAUGAGAUGACAAAAUCGAUGGAGAGCAUUCUUUCCAACUUUGGCAGCCGACUUGGCAAGCUUGAAAACGCCGUUGUUCCAAUUCACCGACAGACGAAAGAUCUCCAACGACUGCAAGACAACACGGAAAACGUCCUUGCCGCGAUUGACAAAGUAGUGGGCUACCAUCACGUGGCAAAGCGACAACGCGACGUCGUCGGCAAAGGCGUCCAGGAAAGCCUGACGAAGUAUUUGGAAUCGUUGGCGGAUGUGCAAAUGGCAGUCGAUUUCUUCGCCAAAAACAACCCAGAUUCGCCGGAGCUCAAUCACGUGCGCGCCUUGUUCGACAAAGGAAAAGACAAAAUCGACGAGUUUUUCCAGCAGCAAGUCAGGCAAUCCUCAAAAGUGCCUUCGCCCGAAACAAUCUUUGAAUUCCUUGGAACUCAGAGCGAAGGUCCCCUUGGCCCUAGAAUCGCUUCGUCAGAAGGGCCGAAGCCAGUGCCAAUUGCGGAGUUUGAACCUUCUGUUACGGCGGAUUUGGUCAAGGCGGCAAAUUGGAUGGUCAACGAGGCGAAGUACGAAACAUUCGUCCUUCAUUUCGGCCAAAUCAGAGGCAAUAUCCUCCAUCAAGCGCUUUCGCAGUACAAAGAGUUCAUCCGGGUCAAUGGCUCGGGCUCCAUCAAUUCGAAAGGACGAACGCUUACUGGAAGAAAGUCUCUGACCAGAAAGCAAAGUUCCAUUCUGAUUCGAAAUCAACAAGCUUCGAAAAGGCGCGACCGUGGAGGAGCUCGAGGCGACGACGACUCAAUCGAUAGUGAAAUCGAACCCUUUGCUCAAACCAUUUUUGCUUUUACCCGCCUUGCCGAAAAAGAGGUCACAUUGCUGAAGACGAUUCUACCAGAGCAUUCCUACAAGAAAGUUUUCGAUUUGAUAGUGAACGUUCCUUUGGACAGCAUUGGGCAGGACUCGAAACGCUUCGUGCAGCACGUCAAAGAAUGUCAAGUGAAGAAAGACUAUCCGGGAAUUUUGGCCGUGUUCCCAACCGUCCAAAUGCUCAAAAAAGAACAGCCGGAGAUCCACAAGAAAGCGUUGAAAUACUGCAACGACGAGAAUCGCCACAUGUUCGGAAAGCUGAUUCGCGACAUUGAAAUGGCAGGCGCAAAUGCACUUGACGCGUUUGUCGAUGGGAUCAAGUCGGAUUCCAAGAAGACGGACGAGAACUUGCCGAGAGAUGGCACUGUUCACCAAAUGACUUCAGACGCGCUUUUGUUCAUCGAACAAUUGCAGAGCUUCCCAGAAGUGGCAGGUGGAAUGAUUGCCACUAAGAAAAGCGAUGGAAGUGCCUCCGCUGCUCAAGCAAAACGCGCCUUUGGCGAGUACAUUUCAAAAUGCUGUUCUGCCAUCGUCGCGUCUCUAGAACUAAGAGCGCGAAAUUACGAAGAUCCAGCUCUGAAAGGCCUCUUUUUGAUGAACAACUUCAACUUUUUGAUCAACCGACUGAGGAAGACAGAAGUUUACGGCAUUGUCGAGCAGUUCGAUAAAAGCAUCAUUUCUGGCUUCCAAAGCUCGAUUGUUGACCACAAAAGUGCGUAUGUAAAUGGCUGGAGCAGAGUUGUCCAGCACUGUUCCAUCGACGGCGUGGAUUUAUCCGACCAUAAGCUCCGAGAGAGGGAGAAAAGCAUCGUCAAGGAUCGAUUCAAAGGAUUUAAUGCAGAAAUCGAAGACAUUGUCACCAAGCAUCAAAGAUGGUCCGUGCCCGACGAUCGUCUUCGCGACCAGCUGAGAAACGAAGUCAUCGAAUACGUCCAGCCGCACUUCUCCGUCUUCCUCAAAACCUUCAAGUACAAGGAAUUCACGACGAAAGUGAACAAAUACAUCAAAUACACCGAGCAAACGCUGGAAGACGAAAUUCGCAAAAUCUUCGACCGCGAAGCAUGA
Molecule: messenger RNA, 2025 nt
Organism: Oikopleura dioica
Lineage: Eukaryota; Metazoa; Chordata; Appendicularia; Copelata; Oikopleuridae
Source: the annotation of a GenBank genome assembly